Messenger RNA from Actinia tenebrosa (Australian red waratah sea anemone), 2704 nucleotides. RefSeq lists its product as uncharacterized. The record is from RefSeq and is a predicted model, not a curated record. NCBI's taxonomy places the organism in Eukaryota, Metazoa, Cnidaria, Anthozoa, Actiniaria, Actiniidae. Gene Ontology annotation, biological process: lipid metabolic process.
AUUAUUGAAUUCGAAUACUAAACUAUUAGUACUGUCAUCGCUGCCUUUGAGCAGCAUUCUUUGAUGUUCUGGAACGUUCUUAGACUCUUAGGAUGCGUAAAAGCGAGGUGAAUUUUAUGUUUUCAUUGAACUGGCAAGAUUAGAUCUAAGGACUUUUUGUUGUUCAUCAAAUCUAACAUAAGAAGUCUCUGUUGUCGUUGUUGCAAUUGAACUGUGAAAGUUGAACUCAACCAAACAAAUAAGAAGUAAGCCAAGAUGAUACCGUUAAAAACCUUUGCGGAAGGAAUGUUUGCUCAAGAAGAAGACGACGACUACGCUUAUGCUGGGUUUCAUAUGAAACCCAAGGAGAAAGAGAAGCUUUUUCCAGAUCGUAAAGGAUGUGGUUGGACAUUUCUUCGUUUUCUCAUCGACACUCUUUUCAUUCUGUCUUAUCUCGUUCUUUCUAUCAUCUUCAUCUCUUUCUUUGUUUCUGCUCUCGCUUUCAGUCUCAGYUUAUCACUGGACAUGACCUUUGAGAUGYUGUCUCCAGUGGGCUCCACGCAGUCCAAGAAGAACAUCAUCUCAGUUUGCUUGUUCUUUCUUCUUUGUUCUGUUCUCGUCCUUGUUUCUCUGAUGCUUUCCCUUUUCUGGGAAGUUCUCAAAGCCGUUCUCCUCAAGAUUUCCAUCAAGUACAAUAUUGCUCGAGUAGUGCUUCUUUUGCUUGUAGUAGUGACCAGUGGCGUCUGGGCCGGAGUAGUUGCACCCGUGGACUCACAAGUCAAUUUUGCGGACUAUUUCCAUUACAUCUCUGUAGUAGUUUGGGUUACAGCUUUUGGGUUGUCAGUUCUUGGAUCACUACUUUUGAUCGUCUUUGUCUUUACGCAUUCUGUCAAGAAUAAGAAGAUUCUUUGUGUUCAUGUCUGUAUUGCUGUGAUUCUAGUGAUGUUUUCUGUCAUCAGUCCUAUUGCAUUCGGCAUCAUCACUGAUUCUUCAGUUGGUAUCAUCGCAUUUGUGUUAUUGUUACCGCUUUUCACUGCCUUUGCCGUUAUCUAUGCUUACUUCAGAGGUAAAACGAGAGACCGGAGGAAGUACAUCUUCAACAAGUAUUCUUGUCUCUUGUAUCUUAUUCUUUUCUUGCUAACUGUAACUAUUUUGUUUACUUCUGUGAUGAACGCACCGACCGGUUGUGGUAGCCACUGCAAGGAGGAGCUUGAGAAAAAUGCUGCCGCAGUAGACAGACAAUUAUUUGCAGAAGACCACUACCAAAUCUGCACCCAAAGAUGGACCUCAAAGAUGUUCAAUAUUGCUGACAUGGCUUUCUUUGCAAACCUGACUUACAACAGACAAGUUGUUAAACCCAAUUCCACAGCAAUACAGCAACUUGCUAAUGACUUCUUUAAAACAAGAAGCAUGACUUGGACGGUGAAGCAUAUAUCCAGUACCAUGCCAUAUUUCAUUCAUUUACAAACUGGAUUUGUUCACGUUAUCGCCAUUCGAGGUCCUCAAGACACGUUGGAGUUUGUAGAAAGUGCAAAACUGUGGGAUGAAACUGCUGUGCUGCAAUCCCUCGCGUUGGUUUUCCCCAUUCUUCAGAAUCUACCAAUCAAAUUCAAAGCAGAAUACGUCUCCAAAAGCUCCUUUAUCAACAAAAUCUUUCACGCGGGCUCCAACAGCCAUUUCUUCCAAUCUAUCGAGGAUUACGUCAAACAAGUCAAGAACACGAGUGAUGUGGUACUUGUUGGACACUCUCUUGGAGGCGGCAUCGCCAAGAUCAUCGGAGCCCGCCAAAAAAUACCCGCUGUUGCUUUUUCAAGCCCUGGAAUUGGGAACAGCUAUAUCAAGUUUGGAUUCUCUCUUCAAGAYGCCAUGAAGUUUGUAGUGACCAUUGCUCCAGAUGGGGAUGUUAUUCCAAUGGUCGAUCAACUGUAUGGCCAGGUCCAGACUAUUCGAUGUACUGGAGAGAAUUUCGUACAGUGUCAUCAAAUUUCAAGGACGUAUUGUGAGUUACAGUCCGGAUGUGGAAAUUUAAUGCCUGGAUGUGAAUCGGUACUCGAUAAUUAAGAUUAGUUAGUUUUGAGGUAUACACCUAAUUGAAAAAACGUAGUCGGGUUCGAGGAGGUAAUAUCAUCGAAGCUAAGACCGAAAAGGGAUUUGGGUACUCUGAAAUGUGUAUCAUAUUUGCAUAUAGACAUGUAAAAAUGCACAGUAGAGCAAAGUCGACCUAGAUUAACAACAUGCCAAAGCCAUGAUGCAUAAAAUGUGCACAGGAAGGGAAAACUGCAAUACGCAUGAAAUUAGCAUAAUUGUUUGUCUUCCCAUGCUCCCCUUCGGUCUUAGCUUAUAUGAUAAAACCUUUUUUUGAAACCGACAACGCUUUUUAAAUUAGGUGUAUUCACUGUUUUUAAUGCAUUAUAAGAGUGUUCUGCCAAUCCCCUAGUGUUUUAUGACUGCACACAGCACAGCAAGCAAGUUUUUUAAUUUUCAAUUUUUAUAAAAUACAAAUUACAAUAAUAGAUAGGAAUGACGCAACGGAAAGUGUGCGCGCGUGCAAUGUGCUCUCAUAAAGCACGCGCUCCAAACCAAUCAGAACGCGACAUUCAUAACAGUUAUUUUAUAACACGAAAUAGCUUGAGAAUGUGCAGAAGAGUUGUGACUGCAAGUGUAAAAUAUGUGCAAGUCUAUCAACAGUUAUCAAGCGGUUAAAACAUGUAAAAUGUAUCUACCA